AUGACACCUUCGGAAAUUGCAAACAACGCUCUCCAGGCUACACUCGAGACUGUACAAUCGCUGAUGAAGCGUUGUUUGAAAUUAAAGGAAAGUGAUCCAGGCACACUGAUGUUAUCGGAUGAGAUCGCCAGACGCCUGGCAAAAGAUUUAAAGCUUUAUGGGGGGAGCGCUACAUCGUUCUCCCCUAAGCUGCUAUCCUGUGCCGCCGUAGUAUGGGAGCACUCCAAGGCCGGCAUCUUUGUGUCAUUGCCCGACUGGAAGACCGUCAUAGACGACGACCCACGCAUUAAGAGUCACCCGCGGUUCCACAAGACUGUGGACUACCGCCCCUCCACCUUUGCUGAACCCCAACUGACCACGGCGACGGCGGAGUCCACGGUAAAGACUCUUUCGGAAUCGAUCAGACCCCCUCGGCUCGGCUCAUGGAAGGCGACGCAACCAGCUCCAUUGGCUGGUAAUGAAGUGCUACCAAGAACGCCCAGGUUACAAACCCCGGGGGUUCCGGUUACAGAACUCAUGAGAUCAGACAUCCGAAGCAAUGCCAUCCCCCCAUUGGUAUUCCCGCCACCGACCUGCCUGCCACGUUCCAUCGCCCCUGCGAUGGUGAGACACGGUAUCCAUGCGGCUGGAAGCAUGAAGACAGAGACAACCGCACAGCCCAGGAAGAGGAAAAGGAAAGUGGAAGAGAGCGACAAUGACGGCAAAGAAGCGGAGGUAGUUCAUGGAUGCACACCAACUCCCGUUUCCCGGAAGCCGAUUCACAAACGGAAGAAGAAGUAUAUGUUGGAUGAAGGAGACACCGGGGACACCGGCACCACCCAUGUUAAGCACAAGACGGUGUCGGUAAAGACAUUCAAUGCUGGGGCUCCUGAUGCCAUAUCAGCCGACACGUCCGCAACAGAUUUGGUGAACGACAAAGGUUUUUGGGACGAAAAACCUAGGCCUGUCGGAUGGGGUUUGGAUUCCAACAUCGCCACAACGAUGGAGGUAGGCAAGCAAGCAAAUAUUUCCGUGCGCUACCACCCACGGCAAUGUGACAAAUGUGUCAAGUUGAAGGUUCCUUGCAUAGUUCUCCCGGACAAGAAGCCCGGAUGCAUCAGACUAGUUUGUGCCUCUCGUGUGGCUCAGACUGUUACCGUGGACGACCCGCCAAACGAGCAACCUACCAACUCAAGGCCUAAGCAUCCAGCUCUGCUAGUGCACCAAAACAUCCAGACGUCCGACCCUUCCAAACAAUCGGAAAUAGGACUCCCUGAAAUCAUUUCAAUUCCGGCUCCAUUGCAGCCACCAGGACCCACCAAUCUCCCGGUUCCUGAACCCAGCGGAACAGACAUCUUGCGGAGCAUCCAGGACCUUGGCAGGAGAUUCGAUCUCCUUGCAACCAAUGAGCGGGUGGAUGCAUUGGAUGCAAGGGUUGAUUCGGUGGAGGACAGGUUUGGAUGGAGGCUGAUGGUGCUGGAGAACCAGAUCACUGCCUUGGAUGCGCGUUGGCAGUUGGUCGCAUCGUCGAUGGAUAAUCUGUCAAUGUCCUUGCAAAUCCAUAAGGACGAUCCGGCCGCUCACCGUCCUGGCUCCUCCAACCGCACCAAAUAUGCGCCGCAAAAUGCCCCCGUGGAUGAACGCCUGGGAAUCUCGACCGUCGGUAGGGAACGCAACCAUGAAUGCAAUUAG
Messenger RNA from Suillus fuscotomentosus, 1671 nucleotides. RefSeq lists its product as uncharacterized. Lineage: Eukaryota; Fungi; Basidiomycota; Agaricomycetes; Boletales; Suillaceae. The record is from RefSeq and is a predicted model, not a curated record. The transcript has 6 exons. Bases 1 to 1671 code for a protein of 556 amino acids.